This is a messenger RNA of Mustela lutreola (European mink), 2838 nucleotides long. It is a transcript of the gene MISP, whose product is annotated as mitotic spindle positioning. The coding region runs from base 697 to 2601 and encodes 634 amino acids. The transcript has 6 exons. Lineage: Eukaryota; Metazoa; Chordata; Mammalia; Carnivora; Mustelidae. The record is from RefSeq and is a predicted model, not a curated record.
GCGGGCCCCACUGUGGGACUCUGGGCAGGGACACCCCCUCUCUGGGGUCCUGGAGAGCCUGGCGGCGGCAAGAAAGAGACCUCUGUGAGCUCUGGCUCCGUGGGGCUGGAGGCCCUGGGGGCUGAGGGACGGCGGGCCAUGGGCAUGCUGCCUGCCCUCCGCCCUGCCUGGGUAUCGUCUUUCUCCUUCCUCCUCUGGACUUUGUUUCCCGAGCCCAGGUGGAGCCCGGGAGGAGGGGUGCACCUGCUUUCCCCUGGCAGGGCCCUGUCCCCUGGCAACCUGUGGGCGGGGCGGCACUGGGCGUCUCUGCGCCUGUCGGCAGGUCGGAGCCAGGCUCAGGGGCCGCUGGGGGCCAGGAGCCCGCAGAACCACAGCCUUUACAAGCAAGUUGGCCAAGAGACAGCCGAUGACAGUGCAGCUCUGACGGAACCGAGGGUGGACGCAAGGACCGGGCUGCUUGGAGAGCUGGGAACGGCCAGUCUUUUCUCCUCGGCUGCGGAAGGGGACACCCAACUCGCUGCUGAGCCGGGCUGCAGAUGCUGCUCAGACAACAGGCUGCAAGGGCACACGCUCUGCCUCUGCCCCUCUGCUGGGGCAAUUCGGGGGGGUGCUCCCUGGAGGAGGUGUCCUGCAGGCUGCCGUGAGCCGGGAGCACCUCCGCCCCUGGGAGCCUCAGGGAGCUGAGACCCCCAGGACAUGGACCGAGUGACCAGAUACCCCAUCUUCAGCAUCGCUCGCUCACCUCGCCUGGCUGGCUUGGACCCCGGUGGGGACACCAGCUAUACGUCUGAGGUGGUGGAUGUGGGGCCAGAGGCCAGCGGCUGGAGCCAGGACAAGCCACAGGCGUGGCCCACAGAGGCUCGACUGAAUGCAGCCAGGACGGGGGCGUCCUCUAGCCCACGCGCCUUCGCUGGCCGGUCAUCCCCGUGGACGCUCUGGCAGGAGGGUCACAAGGAUGAGGAGGCGAAGGCCUGCCACCUGGACGCCAGGGACGCCCAGCCUCGGCGGCCAGGGGACCUGGAGCAGGAACGCUGGGUGGUCAUCCAGGGCCAGGCCCUCAGGAAGAGCAGCACGGUGGCCACGCUCCAUGGAGCCCCUGGCCCCCCGGACCCCAGCAGCCCCCAGGCACAGCCUGGGCCCCCGGAGGAGAGCGCCGUGGACAGGGAGCAGAUUGACUUCCUGGCGGCGAGGCAGCAGUUUCUGAGCCUAGAGCAGGCCUGCGCCGGGGGCCCUCUGCACCCUGUGGCUCCCGUGGCUCCUGCUCGUGCUCCACCUGGCGGCGGUCAGGCCCCCAGGGCCUCAACUGGGCCGCUCCGGGGCAGCUUGUGUGCUGUCCCGCCGCACCCCCAGGAGAGGGAGGUGCUCCCGCCAGAGAAGAGGGUCGGGGGCCUUCCGGCUGCAUCUGGCGUCCAGCCUGCGCAGGACGCAGCCUCCCUGGCCCAGGCGGGGUCCCCGCAGCUCCCCAAGGAGACCCCCAUCGAGCGGGAGAUCCGGCUAGCCCAGGAGCGGGAAGCGGACCUGCGAGAGCAGAGGGGGCUGCAGCGGGCGAGCAGCCAGCAGGAGCUGGUGGAGAUCCCCAGGCGGCCGCUGCUGCUGACCUCGGUGAACCUGACCGCGGCGCCACGGCGGGAGCGAGGGCGCCCGUCCCUCUACGUGCAGCGGGACUUGGCGCAGCGGACGCGGCGGGAGGAGGACCACCGGCGGCGGGAGGUGUCGGCGCCCAUGCAGUCUGGGCUCCGGCGAGCCUUCAGCUCGGACUCCAUCCUGGACCUGGCCUCCGCCGGCGGCGCGGCUGACCCCGGCCCCCGGGUGAGGAAGGUGAACCGCAUCCCGGCGGACGCCUACGAGCCGUUCCUGCGCGCUGGCAGCCGGGGCGUCCCCGCCGUCCAGGCGCGCGCCCAGCCCCGCGGUCUCUCUGCGGACGAGGCCGGGGCUGCGGGCUCCGUCGGGGCCGCGGGGUCUCCGAGGCGGCCCUUGGAGGCCCCUGGAACCGCCCCCGGCACGCAGCGCGAGUACCCACGGGCCCCCCAGGGGCGCGGGCUAGCGCCCGGGGGUGUCGUCCGCUGGGAGUAUUUCCACCUGAGCCCGCUGCGGUUCCGGGUCCCUGAUGUGCCCCCGCGGGCCGAGGGCCCCGGUGGCCGAGGCUGGGAGGCGGGGGACACCCCAGCGCCGGGGCGGCCAAGGCCCCCGUCGUCGGAGCUGCUGGAGCGGGAGGUGGAGAGCGUCCUGCGGCGCGAGCGGGAGGCGGCGGCGGAGCGGCGCACUGCCCUGUUCCCCGAGGUGUUCUCCCCGCCCCCCGUCCACGACGACGACCAGGACUCCGGGAGCUCCUCCGCGGCCUCGGGCAUCACGGGCAGCUACACAGUGUCGGAGACCCACUUCUUCAGCCCGGUCCACCUGCACUCGGGCCUGGUGUGGACAGCGGAGGCCCCCGCCAACACGGCUCCGGAGCAGAGAAGGAAGGAGCAGCGGUAUGCCGGCAUCAGCGCCUCAGACCGCAUCGACUCGGAGGUCCUAGAAGCCACGCGGGUGACCCACCACAAGAGUACCAUGGCGAGGCGCUGGGAAGCGGGCAUCUAUGCCAGUGAGAGCCAGGACUGAGCAGGGGACAAGACGCCCUUGCCCGCACCCUGCCCGUGGGCGCUGCUGGGACCGUCCCCGGAGCCCCUGCCCCUCAGGACAUAGGUCCCUGUGGGAACCCACCACUGGUCGACCACGGGUCCCGAGCUGCCAGUCCAAGGGUGGCUGUGUUUUCAGAUGGAGGGUUUUCCUUCCUGUUUUUAUCGUCCUGGAGCAGUUGCUCUGCUUUCUGUAUCUAAAGCUGGGGAUGAAGUGGGA